This is a messenger RNA of Lingula anatina, 875 nucleotides long. Its product is annotated as serpin B3. The record is from RefSeq and is a predicted model, not a curated record. Lineage: Eukaryota; Metazoa; Brachiopoda; Lingulata; Lingulida; Lingulidae.
AUGCUGGAACUGGGGGCUGGAUGGAAUAUGAAAGUCCAGAUGUAUAGCGCCUUGGAAAUAGAGAACAUGACCGAUAUUCAUGGAAAAAUCAGCCACGUUCUUGAAGAUACUAACGACCCCAAUAACAAUUUCACUGUUCGCAUUGCCAACAGAUUGUUCGGAGGGCAAAUGUUCUCAUUUAAUUCUAGCUAUAUUGAGGACAGUCUCAGGUAUUAUGGGGCGCAACUGGAACGUCAGGAUUUUGUAAAUUCACCGGAAGAAUCAAGGAAUAUGAUUAACAAGUGGGUCGAAGAACAAACUGAAGACAAAAUCAAAGAUUUUCUAGAACCAGGCGACAUCACUUACUCUACCAUUCUGGCUCUCGUAAGUGCCGUGUACUUCAAGGGUAAAUGGGCAUCUCCCUUCGACCUCUCGCAGACAAGAAAACGUCCUUUCUAUACUGCAAAUCCUCGGCCCACGUUAGUGGAUAUGAUGACACAGACUGGGCUAUUUAGGUAUGCCCAUAGCGAGAAAUGGCAGGCCUCCAUGAUAGAAAUUCCUUACCACGGAACGGCCAGCAUGCUGAUCAUACUGCCCGACCAGCGUGAUGGACUCAGCCAUUUUGAAUCUCAGUUUACUGCCGAUGAAUUGCUAAAACUUUUUAUUUCUACACAGACAAGGGUGUCACUGUCGCUCCCUCGGUUUGUAUUAGAAGACAUGCGAAUUGAUUUAAAAGAACCACUCAAGAGUCUUGGGAUGACCGACCUGUUCUCAUCCAACGCUGACCUGUCAGGUAUAGGAGGAACCCCUGGUGAACUUAAGUUGUCAAAGGUAGGAUUGCCGGUGAUGCUGAUGAUUUAUAGAAAAUUGAAUUUGAAUCUUGUCAGCUCUUAACA